Molecule: messenger RNA, 3839 nt
Organism: Porites evermanni
Lineage: Eukaryota; Metazoa; Cnidaria; Anthozoa; Scleractinia; Poritidae
Source: the annotation of a GenBank genome assembly
ACUAGUACGUUAAUUUUCUAUAGUUUUAAAAACAUUCCAACUGUUGGCAGUAAGCAGUAUACAUUCGAUUGGAAUCCUUGUACGAGCUUCAGCGAAAACUCUGAAUGUCUCAAUAUGCUGGUAAGUUAUUAACAUUUUCAGUUAUAAUUACAAUGAAGUUCGGAUAAAACACACAGUCUGAUUGGUUCAGAGUAGAGGUUAUGAGAGUAUAAAACACGGAGGUCAAGCUGUCACAUCACCUACCAAUAGUCAUAUUUAAGCAGUUUGUUUUCAAAUUGUCGUGUUAAUAACAUCCAGGUUUUCAUGAGCUAUAAUUCGGCUGGAUUUAAGUGAACCUUUUUACCUAUAGAAACUGACUUUUGGGAGUAAAAUUUCCUCUGCAUUCGAAUUCGGAGAGCGUUUAACUCGUUUCACUUAGUGAUAGCUGGAAAGUGGAAGCAAAAAAGGGGAAAACAAACAGCGCCAUGUUUCAUAGCCUACGAUAUCAAUUUGCUUUUAAAUAAAAGCCCAAAUGUCAGAGGUUUCUUUUUAGUUUAAUACCCUUAAAAACUCAAGCUGCAAAACGGUGAAAAUGAGGCGUAACGCGUUUAGGGGAAAUUCUUGAGCCGUUCUGAAACCACGGACUGGCACAAUAUUUUAGCUUCAUCAGGUGUAUUAUUCUUUGAACGAACCUUUUGAUGCCCGGAUAAACGACACCCAUAUAUCAAAACCCUUUCAAUCAACCAAAGCCGAAGAACAUCGUUUAUAGAUAGUUGACUAAAACUGUGUGCUUCCAAACAAAGGUAUAAAAAAAAACUGUCAAAAUGGAAAGGCGGUUUUUAUACGAUCUCAGGAAAAAUAACUCUCUUAUUUUGCGCCAUUAUUAGAUUGAUACGAGUUUAACAUAACAAGACUACAAUCACAAUUUGACAACCCAAUUGAUAAAAAAGGCAAAUAAAAUCAUGUGAAAACGUCGUCGGAGAACUGAGGUUAUGGUGUACUCGGAAAAGACGUGCGUACCUCUAGAAAAAGCCUUGCUACUGACACUUUCUUUCCUUUAGUAUGCAGCCUAUUUUAUUGCAGGCGGUUUUACUGUGAUUCGCUCUCUUCUAAGUCUAGAAUUUAUGUAAUACAAUCGCUAGAAACAUCAGAACUGCAAUUAAGCCCAUGUUUCGCAAUAAUUUCUUUUUCUUGUUUUGUUGUUUGUUGUUGUGGUUGUUUUGUUUUUUUUUUUCUAUUUAAGAUGUGCCAGAAAAAUUUGCAUUCUACAGAUGAAAACAACCCAUGUGCGCAGAAGACCUCUAAAUUUAAAGUUAACAAGGAUGGUACAACCACCAUCAUCUACCAGUCAGUUACUGACAGCAAGGACUACGAACGGUAUGUAACUAAAUUUCAGGUGUUUAUUUGGGUUAAUCUGAUCAGCGGAAAAUGCAUUGACAAUGUAAUGAGUCAACAUUUCGAGUGAAUUCAUUAAAUCCUGAAUCUGUCAGGUCGAAAUCUUAUUGUGCGAUCAUUGAAAAUACAAAACCUGUGAUUCAUUUUGUUAAAAUGUUCAACUUCAGAGUCAUUAAAACCAAUCUUUUACUCAACAUAAUCAAUGACUAAAGUUCAGUUAAGUUUUGCUCGUGUUACUUUACCCGGUUCUAAUGUUACCAUGCAGGAAGAUCAUGAAGUCACUUUCGCGUGUGAGAAAGAUAUUAAGUAAAGUGGUUUGGCAAUUUAAGGGAAAAAACAGCGACAGCUUUGUGGUUUUUUUCCUCCUCAGCCUCAAACCAGCUCAUUUGAUUUUUCAAGCCUUUAUUUAGUGUCAUUUUUUCCUUUUUUACAGAUCAGUGGAGAUCACACUUAAAUGUGACGAAUCCCAGUAUCCAGGAAAUACAGGCAGCGGAGUAACAGAACGUUACGAACCAAAAAAUUCAGCCUAUGUAAGGUUUUGACGAAUAACCGUUUUUUUACUCUUUUUUUUGACAAGUUAUCCAAGUCCAAUCAAGAUGUUGUUCUGUUUCAAACUUUUUCAAGGCCAGGUUCAAAUACCGAAUGUUUCAUGAGCACAACUUAAUUCAAAUUAGGAGGACCUCUUUUAAUAAAAAAUACUUCUGCUUAAUCGGACGCUGAUCUAAUAAUUCGCAUCUAAUACGUUUUAGUAUAAAUGUUAAAAUUCCUGAACAUGCUAUCACCUUAAAUUUAUGCAUUAAAAUCGGCACGUGAAAAGAUGGGCAUCCCAAAAUUCCCUGCCCAAACAUAGGCGACAAUAGUGGAUGAGUAGUUCUAACAAGAAAUAUAUGAAGCUUUUGAUAUUUUUAAUUCAGCACAUUAGGUUCAGCUCAUGAAACAGAUUACUUCUUUUGAGCACUUCCAAGAUAUGGAAAGCCGCAAUUUUAGAGUGUAAGAUGGCUAAAUAUCGCAAUUGAUAGUGUUCUUGGACUGCACCCUGCUAUUAGUGUAUAAUCUGGGACAGUUUUGGGGCUGCGCAGCUCCGACUUGGAAGAUUUCUUUCCGUAACAUACACGAGUUGGUUUAUUCGAUUCAAUUUUUUGUUUCUGUUACAAUCUGUUUCCUCGUAGACUAUGGUUUUUACAUCCAGAUGCGCAUGUGACAAUGGCUGUAACAGUUCAUCAGAAUCAUGAAGUAGGAGACUCAGUAUUGGAAGUAUUUUAUUGAUAGUGUGAGUUCAAAUAGAUUUUAGCUAUUGUAUUGAGUUAUGAAUCCGCAUAUUUCAAUACUUUGGACGAACUCAUUUAGUGAUGGAACAUUCCAAAACAUUAUCAAAUUACUUUUUUGUACUGUCCGCGAAUCUAGUACGUAUAUAAAUCGGAUCAAUUUAGGUGUGUGGGAAACUGCCCACCUACCCAUUCCCUAAAUCAACAUUUUGCCAUAAACGAGAAGUAAGUGUUAAUGUUGGCUUAGGGGAGGGGUAGGUUGGCAGUUUCCCAGAAACCUAAAUUCAUCCGAUAAAUCCCGGUUUCAGCAACGUCUGUGAAGCAGCGCCGAGACUCAACGAUCCGGAAAUGAGUUUCGGAUUUCCUUUAAUUCUGAUCGACAAAUCGACAUUUAAUAGACCAAUCAUGGCACGUACUCAAAUCCUGGUACACAGCAGGUGGGGGCGAUCGAAGAGCAAGGAUUUAGCAGCUGUUUUGCCUUAACCACAGUUAAGUUUCGUCUGUGGCGCACGCUACGCAUGCAGCCGCUACUCAUCUUUUCAGCAACGUCUUCAUCCUCCAGGGACUAGGAAAGAUUAGAAAGGGCAGUAUUCCCAGGCUACUAUUUUGUUCUACUUGCCUAAUGUUUUUACAUCUUUUUUUUUUCAGGUUUUUCGCAUUGCUUCUUGUUUAUUUAAUUGCUGGAAUUCUUAUUAAAAGAUACAAAAUGGGAGUAGAAAGUGUGCCAGAGGUGAUACCUAAUUUCGAGUUCUGGGCUGGAAUUCCAUCUCUUGUUAAGGUAAAUAGAAGCCGACUUUACCAAGGUAUUACUUAACGUUUAACCCAUGGAACACGGAACCAGGAAGUUUUAGCUGUGGAAUCCGGAUUCCUGGACUUUGGAAACUGGAAUACAGCUCACGGAAUCCGCAAUCCCACUCAAACGAUUGGAAUCCAGAAUCCAGUACUUAAAAUCCAGAAUCCACGGCAUGGAAUCCAGAAUCCAAGACUGUCUUCCGUACAUGGGGCGAAAUCUAGCCACAAGUUACUUUUGUACUUUGCAUUAGUACUGCUCUUCUAAGGAUUCGUCCUUACCCCCACUCUUACAGUCUCUGAAAUAUCCUCUCUUUUCAGGAUGGAGUUGUGUUUACAUGUCAAGGCGUAAGAUCUGGAUGUUCUUCAUUGUACCAGGGGUCCAGUAAAGGUGGCUAUGACAAGAUUUAA